Anthonomus grandis grandis is the source of this 1725-nucleotide messenger RNA. RefSeq names its product cation channel sperm-associated protein 2-like. Lineage: Eukaryota; Metazoa; Arthropoda; Insecta; Coleoptera; Curculionidae. The transcript has 3 exons. The coding region runs from base 140 to 559 and encodes 139 amino acids. The record is from RefSeq and is a predicted model, not a curated record.
AUUUCUCGUUUUUCCCCCCGUUUUCUUUCUUUCUCUUAACGUAUCGGUUAGUGACGCACGUCCGUUGCACGCUCCGCACUUUUUCCCCAUUUUUUCCACCGGAAAACUCCCGAAAAACGUUUUAACGACAUUUUGAACGAUGGCUGACACCGAAGCGACCAAGAUUGUUGAAUCAACUGUUGAGGAGAAGAAGGCCGAAGAGAAGGAGAAGGUUGUAGAAAAGGUAGCGGCCAAGGCUGAAGAAAAAUCCGAAGAGAAUGGCGACUCAAAGGAAGACAAGAAUGAUGAAGAGAAGAAGGAAGAAUCUGAAAAUGACAAAUGCACUAUCAAGAGGCAAUCGACCGACGGCAACGACGUAGACAAGUGCCCCGUCGUCAAGACGAAAGCGACACCUGACAACGACGCAUCGGACAAAUGUUGCGUCAAGCGAAAAUCGACCGCCGGCAGCGACAACGUCGACGCCCCGGACGGCGCGACGGUCGACAAAAAGGCGAAAGUCGACGAUUCCGUCGAAAACGACGCGAACAGCGAAGUUACGGAAGCCGAGGCGGCGGCUUAAGUUUCCUUUUUUUUUAUUUUUAUUUUUUUUAUAACAAUAAUUAGUUAAUCGUGUUUAUUAACCAAACUUCACCGAAGCAGUUUGCGAAACAACUUCUUGACUCACCCUCAAUUGAGGUUCUUAGUCAUCAAAGUUGUUUUUAAAACCGUAAAGCGUUCUCUCGUUUAGUUUACGUCUGAUUUAAUCAGCUGAUUUUCCUAAGGACUUAAGUUGUAAACUGAGUUUCAAAUGUGUAUAUCAUAUAUUUUUAAUAAUCGGUUAGGGUUAUUCACUUUUCUGGAUAAGAGAAUUAAUUAAACCCAGAUAUUGCCACAAACUGAUGUGCAGUACAUCACUUCCAAAGGUUUUCUAUUGGGUUCAGAUCGGGUGACCAGGACGUCCAGUCCCUAAUUAAUUUCUUGAAACUUGACGUAUAUCAAUUAUUUAACAUACUAAAGUAAGUAUGAUGUAUGUCAUUAUUUUAGGGGGGUUUUUGGCAUUAUUUGGGGUUCAAAAAUCACACUAAACUAUGAUCAUUAACUAAUUACGUCUUUCUCCAGACGGAUAACCCUAAAAGUAUUUUUUUAUUUUAAUAACGAAGCAGAGUGCAUUUAAUUUAGUGUCGCGGCAUCUGAUUUUAUGAAAUCUCUGAGGUUGUGGGUAUUUCUAACAAUUGAUGCCAAAAGUGUUUUUUUUUAAUUAAAUUAAGUAGUGCGUCUGUACUUAUUCAUUUAAUUUUUUUAUCUUAUAGAAAGUACUUUAGUAAUAAUAAUAAUAAUAAUCAUGUUGCCGAUUUCCUUCUAUUUAUGUGAGAAACUGGAUAGUUUGUAAUCCGUGCUCGUCAUAGUAGGUGCGUGUGAAUCUCCUGAAGCCAGCUCUGCCAUAACCUCACAAACAGGUUUCUAAAUAUGUGUUCAUAUCAGAUUAAUAAUACAUAUUGUAUAGCGCUAAUAAACGAUCUGUAUUUAUUAUUGGCAAGUCAACAAUUAAAUAAUAAUGGGUGGUAUCACGUAUAUAGGAUAUUUUUUUUAACGAAAUGCCUUUUUCUAUGUUAAUUAACGUACCUUGCUAGAAACAGUAUUUACUAUAGAUUAACGAAUUCUGUUGUUGCGUUUUAUGCCACAGAGUACAAAACAGAAGUGUAUUUUUCUUAGUUGUAUAUGGCAAUAAAGGGUUAGUUUUCAGUA